Mugil cephalus (flathead mullet) is the source of this 2158-nucleotide messenger RNA. RefSeq names its product hedgehog acyltransferase (gene hhat). Gene Ontology annotation, molecular function: palmitoyltransferase activity. Gene Ontology annotation, biological process: protein palmitoylation. The transcript is spliced from 12 exons. Gene Ontology annotation, cellular component: endoplasmic reticulum. Bases 126 to 1622 code for a protein of 498 amino acids. The record is from RefSeq and is a predicted model, not a curated record. Lineage: Eukaryota; Metazoa; Chordata; Actinopteri; Mugiliformes; Mugilidae.
GAAGAUUCUAACAGCACCGGGAAGAAAACAAAAGCAGUGCACACAGUGCAGCCUGCAAUGUACAGCAACGCAAUGGACACCGACCCUGUAUCUUUAGGUGCACUAUAACCCAAUGAUUCUGCUUCAUGACAUCUAAAUCAAAGACCCAGUUGGCGCCCUUGCCAUGGAUCGAGAUCUUUAUUUACUGGGUGCUGUCCUUUGGUUCUCAUCUGUACUCUUUCUACCAACUGCACAGGUUCUCCAAAGAGCACGAGGCAGGAUUAGUAAGAGAAUUCCAAUUGGAAAAUGGCCUCCUUAAGGGUUUUAAAAGGGACCCAUCAGACUUUGAGUGGACUUUCUGGACUGAAUGGGGAAAGAAGUCUUUACUGUGGACUCUGACUGGCCAUGGCAUAGUAUCGAGAUUGACUGGCCUAUUUUACCCCAAGCUUAGGCUGCCAGUGCUCACAACAUAUGGCCUCUUAGCAGCCAGCAGUGUGUUGGGGAUGAAAGGUGUGAGUGUGCUGCUGGUACAUCUAGGUCUGUCCUUUUCAGUGGCCCAGCUGCGAAAGCCUGCCCUGUCAUGGACCUGUAACCUGCUGCUGCUCUCCACGCUUCACAUCCAGACACUUCAAGACAUCCAGAGAGGCUGGUAUAAGACGGAGGAGGAGUACUAUCUGCUGCUCUUUAGUGUUGCUGUGUGUGGUCUGCGCUUCAUCAGCUUCAGCCUGGAGCAUUGCUGGAGCCCUUCAGACCAUGGUUGGGUUGUGCAGCUCUGUUGGUUGUUUUCAUACACGUUCUAUCAUCCUUUUUUUUAUAAUGGACCCAUCGUCACGUACAAAGACUACACUGAGCAGAUGCAGAGGCCUGCUGAGGAAAGCGACGGGGCUCUGACUUUCUUGGUGCUCAGAUUGGGACGGAUCAUAUUGUGGUGGUGCAUUGCAGAAUACAUGAUCCACAUUAUGUACAUGCACUCCAUCCAGUCUAAUGAGACCUACAUAGAAAUUCUCCCUCCUUGGGCCUUGGGUGGACUGGCACUGGCCCUCGUCCAGUUCUUCUACAUGAAAUACCUGGUGCUCUUCGGUCUCCCAUCCAUGCUUGCUUCUUUGGAUAAACUGGUUCCUCCAAAACUCCCUCGCUGUGUCAGCAUCAUGUACAGUUUCACAGGGAUGUGGAGACACUUUGAUGAGGGUCUGUAUCGAUGGCUCAUCAGAUACAUCUACGUGCCGCUUGGAGGUUCACGUCACGGCUCACUUUACAAAAUGUUAUCCACUGGCCUCGCGUUUGGAUUCGUCUGCCACUGGCACGGUGGCCACGACUAUUUGCAGUACUGGGCUCUGAUGAAUUGGGCUGGAGUUCUGCUGGAAAACGGACUGAAGUCUCUAUUUGCUUCACCCUUUAUUCACUCCAUAGUUGAGCAGAAUUUCUCCCCGGUGAUGAAAAGGCGCUGCAUUGCCCUUCUCUCUGCCUUCUCCACUGCCAUGCUCAUCCUGUCUAAUCUGGUGUUCCUUGGGGGGAUACAUGUUGGCAGAAUCUUCUGGAAGCGAGUCUUCAUUCGAGGCUGGUCUACAAUGGCCCCACCGAUGCUCGCUUUCCUCUACUGCUUUGCUCAGAUUGGACUUGAGCGGACUUCUCACCCACCAUGAGUCACCUUGACUUUGUGUUCGAGUGACAAUCGCUGCUACCGGACAACCGGCACAGUGUGCUGACUCCAGCGCCGCGUCUUCACCGGGCACAGCGAACCACAGCGCACCUGGCCCGCGGCCACAGAACCCGUCCAAACCUGGCUGAAGUGCAGCUGAGCUUUCAGGACCGCACAAAACCUGUCUGUAAGCUAAAACUUCAAGAGAAAGUUUAGAAAAUGUAAGGCUGCACAAGCUGUGAUAAAAUGCUGAAAAUUUAGGGCAGUCUCUAGCAGCAGCCUCGAGGCACGUUUUCUGCUCAGUAAGCUAACGCAGUGUUAUUCUAAGAAAAUAAGGGGACCCUGAAUCUGUCUCGUAUAUAAGGUAUUGCUCAGUAGUGCUCAUAUUUACUGUCGUGCUUUAGAUUUCCACAGACGCAGGUGUGGAUUGAACCAGCGUCAUCCACUGUAAAAUAAUGUAAAAUGAAAAAUAGUAUGUUUUUUUUGACUAAUGUGAUGUUACACAGUGUAUCUCUCUGUCGGUGCCGCAAGCACAUUUGA